Molecule: messenger RNA, 2044 nt
Organism: Hymenoscyphus albidus
Lineage: Eukaryota; Fungi; Ascomycota; Leotiomycetes; Helotiales; Helotiaceae
Source: the annotation of a GenBank genome assembly
CUUCCAUUAUAUUCACCUCCCCUCUAUAAAGAUCCAUCCAUGACCACCGUCGAGCCCUACCGACCACACCUUCUUUUCUCCUCCGAUGCGCCUUCAAAUGCCCGACAAUCCCGUUCCUCCUCCAGCACCGUAACGCGUCGAUUGAAUAUACCACCAGCCGCCCCAUCACCACCGCCGUUCGCGCGAAGAAACUCUCCGCCCCAGGAAACGAAUCUUCACGAUCACGUCCCGACCUUCGCAAUGGCUUCUUCCGGAUCGAGCCAAUGGCUCUUUACCGAUAAGGAGAUCCUCAACUCGCCCUCUGCCGCGCAUGGCGUCCCUCCAGAGCAUGAGCGCCUCUGUAGAGCGAAGGGGGCAGACUUUAUACUUCAUGCGGGAUGUAUCCUCAAGCUUCCUCAGCUUACCAUUGCCACGGCCAGCAUCUUCUUCCAGCGAUUUUACAUGCGCGCCAGUCUAGAUCCAAAGAGAGGUCACCAUCACUAUGUACGUUUCCCCCAGGCCCGCUUCCCAGCAUGACCUUUCUUUUGCGCCAGGAAAUUCCAUUUUGCGACCAUCCCGGGAAUCAGCUAUUGCCAACUACAUUUGCUGAUAUCCGGGUUUUAUACAGGUUAUCGCAGCUACUGCGCUCUUUCUUGCGACCAAAACCGAAGAAACGUGUCGCAAAACAAAGGAAAUCGUCAUCGCAUGCACCAAAACCGCGCAAAAGAACCCAAAUCUAAUGGUCGACGAGCAAUCUAGCGAAUAUUGGAGAUGGAGGGAUAACAUUCUUCUAUACGAGGAAAUGCUACUAGAGUUACUCACCUUUGACCUGGUACUGGAAUCGCCACAUAACACCUUGACUGGCUUUCUGAAAGAAUUUGGUUUACUUGGCACAAAUAACGAGCUGCGGAAUGCUGCCUGGUCGUUUCUGAACGAUGGAAGUCAUACUACUUUGUGUUUGUCGCUGACGUCGAGGGACAUCGCAAUCGCAGCUCUAUAUUUCGGUGUGCAAAUCGCCCAGAGCCAGAUUCCAGAUGACGAGCACGGGAAUCCUUGGUGGGAGAGAUUGGGUGGUACAGUCGCCAAUAUUGUGAAGGGAGUUACAAUUGUAAGAAAUUUCUACAUGGAAAACCCUCUUCGACGAAAGGCCAAUGAAUGGGAGAAAUCGCCCAUAUACAGAGCUGAGGAUAUAAACCGAAGCCGUCGAAGUCCAGAAAAAGAGACACCGAGUCCGAGUCGGUCGCAUUUGACGCGAAACGGAAGCCAGCAGGAGAGCCAAUCGAGUAAUACUGGCGUGAACGGCUUGAGUAAAUCUACCAAGCCGCCACAAACAAAUGGUGGGAUGGAGAGAUCAGCGAGCUUCAACGGACUCCCCAAAAAGGAAGAAGUAGACGAGGUAUCGCCAGACGUCAAGAGGGAAGCCAAAGAUGAGUCGAAGGACUUACUUCAUAAGGCGGAGAGAGGUUCAGGCUCAUCGGAUGCCGUUCUCAAAGAGGCAGCGAACGAGCCCACGACUCAUGUCUCUGAAGGUAUGUUAUCCCAAUUUAAUUCGACUUGCUUUUCAUUACUAAUUAAAUCAGAAAUUUCACAGCAAGGCACCAAACGAAAAGAAAGUCCCGGUUUAGAAGACACGCCAGCGAAAAGAGCCAAGACAAACUCCGAUGAAUCAAGUAACAGCAAUCAGGCAAAGGCGACCGCAAUGCCGAAAGAAGAGGGCGAAGAGAGUGAGGAAGGGGAAUUGGAAGAAUAAAUAUUUGGGAUUAUAGGCGAGGGUUAUUUGAUUUUGAUCUUCAGCGUGGAGUUUGGGGUGUUAUAUCCGUCAUUUUUGACGCAGGGAAAUGGGACUGCUAUGGAACGAGAUUGAAGCGUUAGGAUAGGGGAUUAGAAUUGUGUUCCUCUCUUGUAGUUUUACUGGAUUCGCCGGAUAUUCGACGAGAGCGGCUCGGCCUCUAGGCUUUACUUUGUGCGCGGGUCAAGUUUGCGUUUUAUUCAACUCGUCCAUCGAUGGGGUUUUUUCUUUCUCACAUUUUGUGUACUCUGGUAUUAGAUGAAAUGUCACUGUAGA